CUCUGAGCGCCGUCCUCCCGUGCCUGCGGACCCCAAGCCUCCUCCUUAGGCCCCGGGGGCUCCUCCCUCUGCCCCACCUCCCUGCAUUUUCCUUCCACCAUGCCAGGCUAAGCGCUCAUUACGCAGCAGGGACUGUGCUGAGCGCCGACGGGGCCAUGGAGGCGUCGGUGUGGUUGCGGUGCCCCCGGGGCGGCCUGCCGGAGGCCCGUGUCCGUGCGGAGCUGUGCCCGGCCUUCGACCGGCGGCCGUUGCCCGGGGGGGAUGCCCCCAUCACCCUGGCCUGGGUUGCCCGGCAACGGGCCCAACCUUGGCUCUUCGACGGGCCCAAAUUCCGGUUUCACUCGUCCAGUUGGGUGCCCAACGGGCCCGGGGGGCCCCUGCUCACCCUGCGCCUCGGCCUCACCUCCUACCGCGACUACUUGGGCACCAACUGGGCCCCCACGGCGGCAGAUCUGAGGAGGCAGGGGGCUGCCCGGUGGGCAGACCCCCAGGCCUACCUGGCAGACCCCCUCGGGGUGGGCGCCCUCCUGGGCACCGCCGACGCCCACCUGGUGCUCCUUAGGCGCUCCCUGACCGUGGCCGAAGCCCCCGGGCUGCUGGACGUGCCCGGUGGCCACCCCGAGCCUCAGGCCGUGUCCCCCGGGGACCAUCCCCAGCAUCAGGAGCUGCCCGGAGAGCUGGUGGUUCGGGAGCUGUUCUCCUCCAUCCUCCAGGAGAUUCGGGAUGAGGUGAAUCUACCACUGGCAACGCUCAGUCACCCUCUGCUACUGGGCAUCGCCCGCAACGAGACCAGCGCUGGCCGGGCCAGUGCCGAAUUCUACGUCAGGUGCAGUCUGACUUCUGAGCAGGUGAGGCAACUGUACCAGGCUGGAGGGCCCGAGGCCCACGAGUCUACUGGGAUCAUCUUCAUAGAGGCGAAGAAAGUGCGGCACUUGGAGGACACCCCGGAGGUGUGGGGAGAGCUCUGUCCCUCCGCCAAAGGAGCCGUCCUGCUCUACAACCUGGUGCGAGGCCCUGCUGACUGAGCCUGCGGAACGGCCUGUAAAUAAUAAAGGGAUUUAUCUCUGGACAAUCCGACCUGACCCGCCAUGUCUCGGCCACAGGCCUGCCCUCCGCUCUGCCGGGACCCUCCCCACCCUCCAAGC
This is a messenger RNA of Tachyglossus aculeatus (Australian echidna), 1145 nucleotides long. It is a transcript of the gene NUDT22, whose product is annotated as nudix hydrolase 22. The transcript is spliced from 5 exons. Lineage: Eukaryota; Metazoa; Chordata; Mammalia; Monotremata; Tachyglossidae. The record is from RefSeq and is a predicted model, not a curated record. The coding region runs from base 156 to 1025 and encodes 289 amino acids. Gene Ontology annotation, molecular function: GDP-mannose hydrolase activity.